This is a messenger RNA of Cutaneotrichosporon oleaginosum, 2341 nucleotides long. RefSeq lists its product as uncharacterized. The record is from RefSeq and is a predicted model, not a curated record. NCBI's taxonomy places the organism in Eukaryota, Fungi, Basidiomycota, Tremellomycetes, Trichosporonales, Trichosporonaceae. Gene Ontology annotation, cellular component: nucleus. Gene Ontology annotation, molecular function: RNA binding. Gene Ontology annotation, biological process: rRNA processing.
CUCCAGCUCUCCAGCAGUUCCUCCUUAUCGGACACCCUCCAUCUUCUAGCACAAGCAAGCAUUCUGCAAUAUGAGCCAGGACGCCCGAUUUGCGCGCCUGCAGACGGACCCCCGUUUCCGCCGGCCGAAACAGAAGGCGCUCAAGACCGAGAUCGACGAGCGUUUCAAGGAUGCGCUCUCGGCGGACUUUGGCAAGGUGGCAUCGAAGGCCAAGGUGGACAAGCGUGGGCGCCCGGUUGUCUCCACCGCGGGCGAAGACAGCAUGAAGCGCUUCUAUCGCUUAACAUCACCUGACGAAGCGCGCGUCGACUACGCGCGUGGCGAGGGUGUGCUCGAGUCUUCUGGCUCAGAGGACGAGGACAGUGAAGUUGAGGAGGACGAGCUGGAGCUUGGCGGAAAGCGUAAGAUGCGCUAUCUACCGGAAUCUUCCUCCGACUCGGAAGAGGAGUCGCACGGAGAGGACGGACUCGUCGACCUGAGCGAGAGUGACGACGAGGGACGCCCCCGCAUCAACUUGAGCGAGGACGACGAGCCUGAUAUGCAGGAAGAUGAGGAAGAAGAAGAGGAGGAAGGCGCAGAGCCCACGACACGCAUCGCCGCUGUCAACCUCGACUGGGACCACCUCCGCGCUGCCGACAUCUUCACCAUCUUCAACUCGUUCCUGAAGCCUCCCGUUAAGAAGGGUGAGGCCGCUCCUCCGCCUCCGGGCAGGCUCCUCAGCGUGCGCAUCUACCCUUCCGAAUUCGGGAAGGAGAGGAUGGCGGCCGAAGACGCGGCCGGGCCUGGUGGUGGGCUGUGGAAGCUCGAGAGUACCGGCCGCAAGAGAUCGAGACACACCGACGCGGACGAGAACUGGGGGAGCGAGAGCGAGGAGGAAGAGGGCAAGGGCGGGGAUGACUCCGACGAGGAGGCCGAGAAUGACCGGGCGGAGAGCGGCGUUCUUUCUGACGACGGUCUUGAUCCCGAGCUCGACGAUCUCGAGAUCCUCUCCGACGUCAGCAACGAGGAGAAUAUCGACAUGGACCAGCUGCGCAAGUACCAGCUGGAACGACUGCGAUACUACUACGCCAUAGCGACCUUCAGCACCAUUCCUGCCGCCCAGCUCGUGCACGACGAGCUGAACGGGACUGAGUUUGAGCGGACCGCAAACAUUCUUGACCUGAGUUACGUGCCGGAGGGCAUGGAGUUUGAAGAGAGCGAGGUGCACGACGAGUGUACCAAGGAACCGAAGGGGUACAAGGGCAACGAGUUCGUCACGGACGCCCUCCGCCACUCGAAAGUCAAGCUUACGUGGGACCAAGACGACCCGAACCGCGCAAAGAUGACACGGCGUGCGCUCACGCGCGAUGAGAUCGAGGAGGAGGACUUUGCGAAUCUCGUGGCCGGAUCCGCGUCGGACGAUUCCGCGUCCGAAGCGGAAGCGGAGGGCGAGAAGGGCACCGCGAAGGUCAGCAAGAAGGAGCGCGCACGCGAGCGCAAGGAGAAGCUCCGUGCGCUGCUCGAGGCCAGCGACGGCGAUGUGUGGGGCAAAGCGGGUGCGGCAUGGCAGGAGGAGUUGGCGGAGCUGCGCGACGGCAAGAAGGACAAGGGCAAGGGCAAGGGCAAGAACAAGAAGGACGCCGUCGAGAUCACUUUCAAGCCGGGCCUCACGAACCCUGCCGUCACCGACGAGGAGAACAUGACGUCCUUGCAGCGGUAUCAGAUGCGCAUGAAGGAGAAGAAGCGCGCGAAGAAGGACAAGGUCAAGCAGGGCGAAGACGAGGCGAUGGGCGGCGACGACUUCUUCGGCGACGACGAAAGCGACGACGCGGCACCUGUUUCACCGAAGAAGGGCAAGAAGGAGAAGGGGAAGCCUAAGAAAGAUAAGGAGGCCAAGGACGACGGCGAGCCCAACACAGUCACGUUCGAUGCGGACGCGGCUGGCCUUGUCGACGACCCGUCGCGCCACUUUGCCCUCAAGGACCUGAUCACGGCCGAGAAGGCAGAGGGCAAGAAGCGCAAGCGGCACCGCAAGAAGUCGACCAAGGAGCUGGAACUUGGGCCUGAGGGCUUCGCCGCCAGCGUCGACGUCGCGGACCCGCGCUUUGCUGCAAUCUACGACGAGCCCGCGUUUGCGCUCGACCCAACCCACUCCAAGUACACGGACACGAGUGUGAAUCGGGAGAUCUUGAAGCGGACGCGCGAGAAGCACGCUGAAGGGCGGGAGGGGAAGAAAGCUUCGAAAGCGGAGGAGAAGGGGCUUAGCGACCUCGUCGCGAGCGUCAAGGCGAAGAGCCGGCCGCGGAAGCGCAGCAGGCAUUAGUGGCCGUGUUAGUAGAUGCACACAACUGCACGUCCGGAC